This is a messenger RNA of Monopterus albus (swamp eel), 3971 nucleotides long. RefSeq names its product zDHHC palmitoyltransferase 20b (gene zdhhc20b). The record is from RefSeq and is a predicted model, not a curated record. NCBI's taxonomy places the organism in Eukaryota, Metazoa, Chordata, Actinopteri, Synbranchiformes, Synbranchidae. The coding region runs from base 22 to 1143 and encodes 373 amino acids. The transcript has 14 exons. Gene Ontology annotation, molecular function: palmitoyltransferase activity.
ACUCCCAGUAGAGGGAGAAAGAUGGCGCCCACGCGAGUGCUCAGAUGCUGUCAACGGGGUUUAGCGUGGAUACCUGUGAUUUUUAUCGCCUUAGUCGUCUGCUGGUCGUAUUACGCUUAUGUGGUGGAGCUUUGUAUUAUCACCAUCCCCAGUAUAGGAGAGAAGAUUGUCUACCUGAUCUUCUUCCACCUCUUUUUCAUCAUGUUUGUAUGGUCUUACUGGAAGACCAUCUUCACCAUGCCUGCCAACCCAUCCAAAGAGUUUUGCCUUCCUAAGGCUGAGAAGGAGCGUUACGAGAAGGAAGAGAGGCCAGAUUCCCAGCAAGAGAUCCUGAGCAGAGCAGCCACCAGCUUGCCUCUGUAUACUCGCACAGGAGCUGGAGCAAUCCGUUACUGCGACCGCUGUCAAGUUAUCAAGCCUGACCGGUGUCAUCACUGCUCUGCAUGUGACAUGUGUGUACUAAAGAUGGACCACCAUUGUCCCUGGGUCAACAACUGUGUGGGGUUCUCCAACUACAAGUUUUUUAUCCUCUUCCUGGCCUACUCGCUGGUGUACUGUUUGUUUAUUGCAGCCACGGUGCUACAAUAUUUCAUCAAGUUCUGGACGCUUUGCCGGAGGAAAUCAGCAGAGAACUGCCCAAAGAAUGAGCUGCCGGACACUCACGCCAAAUUCCAUGUUUUGUUUCUUUUUUUUGUGGCGGCCAUGUUUUGCAUCAGUAUUCUGUCCCUCUUCAGCUACCACCUGUGGCUUGUUGGGAAGAACAGGUCCACUAUAGAGGCAUUCAGAGCACCAGUCUUUAGGACAGGCUCUGAUAAAAACGGCUUCUCUCUGGGUUUCCGGAAGAAUAUCUCUCAGGUUUUUGGAGACCAGAAGAAAUACUGGCUGCUGCCCAUCUUCACCAGCCAGGGAGACGGGCUGACCUUCCCAACACGCCUGGUCUGUGCAGAUGCAGAGCAGGCCACAGUGUCCCAGCACACAGAGCCCAGUAAAAGUGCUGCCGCCAUGAGCCCGCUCAGUGAGUCCCAAAAUCGCCUCCUGAGCAAUGAACAGCAUGCCAACAACAUCGAAGACCAUUUAGCUAAUAACACCCUCAAAUCAGCUGAAAGUGAAACCAUCACAGUCUCCAUGGAGAGUGAGUCCUAACCAGGAGGAACUCGUCAGUCGAUGCCUUAAGCAACGCAUUGGUUCAGUCUGUCACCAUGGUAACAGUGUCUCAGUGGAACCCCCACCCCAUCCAACCUGUUCAGAGAAACAACUGAAGUGCAUUCAUUUUACCCAUCGACCCUGUAAUGAAAUCCAGGCCUUGGCACUUAUUGCAUGCAGUGUCACAAGAAAAUCUCAUAGAAUAUGUGACACAAGCUUGUUCCCUCUCACACCGGCCCACACACACGCUAACUGUCACACAUUAAGCUUCCUUGUGUUGUUUAGUUUUCUUUUUCUCACAGCUGGAGCCUUUAUUGGAGAUGAGAAUAUUCACUUUAUUGUGCCAAAAGUCAUUUUAUUGGUACAAAGCUGCAGUGAAGAGCUGGGGACAAGCUGGAACAGUGUGGCUGCUUUGAACAUUCCUCUUAUGUGGUUUUAAAAAGGCAGUACAUCACAUGAAAAUGGAUCCAUUUACCAAUGUGUCCGUUUUGUCUUUUUAUUUUUUUCUUUUAUAGCUGGAGCGUGUCUAUGGUUUGCAGCUUUGAGAUGGAUGUUUACCCACCUAACAUGAACUCUAUUACAGGGGACCCUGUUGCAUGUUUCAGUGGACUGAAGUAGUUCACAACAGGGAAGACUGUAGCCAGAGUUUGGAUGGUAUUUUUGAUAACAGAGCACAAGUUGGCGCAUUUGCACUUUGUAGAUUAUCCGUGUCCAUCAAACAGCAUGUGGCUUUUUUAAAAUCAUAUCCAAAAAGCAUCCGUCAUUUAACAAAUGUUGGAUGAUGAUGUGAUUUAUAGUGUAUUGUGCGUCUGUGUGUAACAGUUGAAGUGGCAGUUCGUUCUUUAAAUAACUAAUGAACUAAAAGAAUCAGCUUCAUGUCUUUGUUUUCAACUUGUGUUAUAAUAUGCUGCUUAUGUAUGGACAGUUUCAAAACACUGCAAAGUGCAGUGUCCUCCAGUUCUAUUUUGGAGUCAGUUGAUUAUGUUAAAUGACGAUUAGUGAUUCUUAGCCCACAGUGUCUAUAACCUGUUUUCUCUACAACUCAGUGCUUCAGCCUUUACUAAAAGACCAACAUUCUUUGUCAAAUAAGGGCUGACCGGUCAGGAGCUCUGACCUGUGAACCUGAAGUGUUUACAACAUCCUAGCUUUAUCUCAGCCUCACUGGCCAAUGUCAUCAUAACCAAAUUCUGUUUACCAGUGGUGUGGUGUGAUAUUUUAUUCAAGGUUUAUCUGGCUGUGUAGUGAGUCGUCAUGUUGCUGCAAUACUUGCGCUGGUCAGCAGGUGGCAGCAAGGCUUCUGUUAUCUGCCCUCAUUCAUAUGAAGACUUUUCUGUACUUUGUGAAACAUCUGGCUCAGGGCUUAAUUCACUUUCAGUCUAAUUUACAGGUGCAGCUUUCUUCAGAAUAAAAUAUUUUCAUAGUAUGUGAAGGAUGCAAAUUAGCUUAAAGCUCAAAUGGUGCAUCAUGGUGGCAUGUUUGAACCAUACACUGUCCCUUUUAAAUAAAUGAAGUAAUUAUAUAUUGUUUUCAAGUAGUAAUAAUUCCGAUUUAAUUUGAAAAGAAAGUGAAUUGAACCCAACUGAUCUACAGUCAAAGAAACGUGUUGGCAGCAUCUGCUCGCCUUAUCUGUUCUGUAUGUACUUUGGCUUGUGUAGAAUGUAACAGUCUUGUGUCAUUGCUGAACAGCUGGGAUGUGACUAAGAUCUGUAACCUGAAAAGGGAGAAUUCUUAUUGUACGAGAGAAAUAAUUAGACUGCAUUACCUGUGCAUAUUGCAAUAUGAGUAUCUGGUAAACAAUGGACUAUUCUGUCUGGACAACCAAAUAGCAAUUUUUAGGAAAGAGCUACUCUGAUGAUGAUUACAUUUUUGUCAUGUAUAUGCAACUUUCCAAUUCACAUUGGAAGAGAAACGGUCAAUUCCUGAUGCCUGUCAUUGCUCUUGUCUAGCUGAUUAUAUCCGUAACUGUUGCUGGACAAGCCUACUGCUCAUUUCACCAGAUUAAAGUUUACUGCACUUUCUAUUAUGUACAGAGAGUUAGUGGUGGUGCGUUUGUUGGUUAUCUGCACCACAGUUGUGUUGAAUGUACCACAGAUGUGACAAUGAGAGUGUUUGACAGAAUGAAGGAGCAUUAAGAACAGCCUGUUCUUUGGCCUUUGUUUACAUUGUAUCCUUCCAAUCAUGUUUGAACCCAAGUGUAUUUAUACUUGCUAUUUGCAAACAGAUGAUUGGAGGAUAUGUGUUACUGUAUGACUUAUGCUUAGUAUCAGGUGGCUAAGUAUCAGAAUCACUGUGGUCUGAUGUAAUUACUGUCAGAGAUCACGAUCUAAGCCAAGGUUUCCUUAUGAUCAUGUACUCAUCUUUUGUAAGCCUCAAGCUUAAACAUCCUUUUAAAGAAAAAGAUUUUUUUUUAAAUAAUUCUUUCAUCUGUAAUGAACCUGGUUUGUUUCAGUCAUGGCCACUGAUUCUGAACACAUUGGACCGGUCAUCUUGUUGUUUGAAGAGUCGCCUAUAUUCUCUCUGGGCUGUUUGGCCUUGAGACUAAAGUGUGCGUGUGUAUUUUGUAAUGCUUAAUCGAGUGGUUUUUUUUGUAGUGGUGUUCUCUAGGAAAAAAAUGUUUCUGUGCAGCCAUGAGAUUUUUACAUAUCUGUGCGUAUACUUUAUUGUCUGAUUAAUGCUCAAAGGCAUGGCGCCUAACUUUUGAAAAAUGUUUUAUGACAACUGGUAUUAUGGUAUUAAAACAGACAUUGAGGAUUUCAAAUAAACUAGGUGCAUCAUGUUUUAAAUUAGCUUUACUCUGGUCUGUCUCUUUAUAAAUGAAGCCAUACAAA